AUGCGCUUCUCAGGGCAGAGUCUAAUCCAUGCCCAGGACUUCAUUGUUUCAGUGCUGGAAGCCUCGGCUACCCGACGUGAUGCCAAGGGCUAUCUUCAAAAGUACGCGCCGCCGGGCGAAAGCGCAUCCAGGAAGCGCAAGGUAGCCGAGACUCGAGGAACGCCAGAUCAGCCGUACUCGUCGAUCCGAGUUGUCAAUCAGGCACCGAAAUUCAUUCAGGGCAAUGGCAAUCAAAAGAAGGAAUUGGCUGUUCCCGAGGACGAGCCUAUCAACCUCGCUAUUGUCAAGAUGACCCUCCCACAGGACCUGGACGAUCAAAUGCUGGGCGCAAUCGCCAAGACAUUUUCACAGCUCCGCAAGCUCGGUCUUGUGAGCAUCAUCGUCCUCGACGGAGGAUCUCAGUCGUCCCGCAAAAUUCUGCGCGAACAGUCUUGGAGAAUUCAGCAAGCCGUCGAAGUCUACGGCGAGCCGGGUUCCUUACUGCUAGACCAGUGCGUGGCCGAAGCGCAGCCCCAAACGGCCGACGCCAAAGGCUUCAUGCCUUCCAGCGUUUAUGUCCAGUACCCGCAUAUGGUACUCAGAGCGUUACAGGACAAUGCCAUCGUAGUCAUACCUCCUGUCACGAUGGCACCUGACAUGAAGAGCGUUGAGUUGGUUGAUGCCGACGAGACCAUAGUUGCUCUCACCAAGUACUUCUGCGGGCUACAGUUCAACCCCAUUGAAAGUCCCGCGGGAUCGCCUGCCGCAGGCCGCAGUACAGGGGCCAAAGUCGCCUCAGUAGAAAAGGUUAUCAUCCUAGAUCCUGCGGGAGGAACACCGCUUGCGGACGAAAACGAUUCUUGUCAUCGCUAUAUCAACCUGGAGCAAGAAUUUGAAGGCAUCAUGUAUGCACUCACGCACCCCUCGGGAUCAGAAGCGCGACGGGGUAAGGUGUCCGAGAAAUUGAGACAAAACCAUGCGCGCAACCUGCAACUAGCCAGGAACGUGCUGGCGAUGUUGCCUUCGACUUCAUCCGCCAUUAUCAGCACCCCCUCGGCGGCAGCCAAUAAGCCUAUCCAAGAAUUCACCAGAGUUACAACUCGCAAUCGGCAGAACCCUUUGAUUCAUAAUCUUCUGACCGACAAACCCGUCUUCUCUUCGUCACUGCCAAUCGAACGAGUUCGCUCAGGAAAGAAGGGGGACGCAGAAUCGGAAGCUCACGUGGCCACUCUCAUUAAACGAGGGAUGCCCCUUACGGUGUAUCCUGAUCCUACAAUCAGCACUUGGCUACCGCCUCGGCCAGGCGCACCUCGCCUGAGGCUCACCGAUACCUGCAUAGAUUUGCCCCGACUGGUUCACCUCAUUAAUGAUUCAUUCAACAGGGAGUUGGAUGUCCAGCAUUAUCUCGACCGUGUCAACGACAAUUUGGCUGGUAUCAUCAUCGCCGGAGAGUACGAGGGGGGGGCAAUUCUCACCUGGGAAAAGCCGUUUGGCCUCGACGAGGAGACGGCGUACAAGACUGGGAGACUUGUGCCAUAUCUUGAUAAGUUUGCCGUUCUCAAAAGCCGUCAGGGAAGCGGCGGUGUCGCCGAUGUGGUCUUCAACGCCAUGGUGCGUGGCUGUUUCCCGGAAGGAGUAUGUUGGCGCAGUCGACAAGACAACCCGGUGAAUAAGUGGUAUUUCGAAAGAUCUUUGGGAACGUGGAAGCUCAAGGAGACAAACUGGACCAUGUUUUGGACAACACCGCACCUGCCGCUGAGCGACCCAAAGCUGCUAGACUAUGAGGACGUCUGCAGGCACAUCGAGCCGUCGUGGGCGGACACAAAACCGCCCGAUUGA
Messenger RNA from Colletotrichum karsti, 1818 nucleotides. Its product is annotated as acetylglutamate synthase. The record is from RefSeq and is a predicted model, not a curated record. Gene Ontology annotation, cellular component: mitochondrial matrix. Gene Ontology annotation, biological process: L-arginine biosynthetic process. The coding region runs from base 1 to 1818 and encodes 605 amino acids. Gene Ontology annotation, molecular function: L-glutamate N-acetyltransferase activity, acting on acetyl-CoA as donor; arginine binding. The transcript has a single exon. NCBI's taxonomy places the organism in Eukaryota, Fungi, Ascomycota, Sordariomycetes, Glomerellales, Glomerellaceae.